CCCCGGGGUACGACGCGAAGGAUGUGCAAAAGAUAUUUCCUGCCCGACGAGAUGCGGUCGUCGACGGCCGUGGCCGCGAGCGCGCCGUCGCCGCCUCGUCCAGCGGCGCCGUCGCUGCUGCUCAAGACAUCGGCCAUGCAGUCGGCGCUCUUUGAGCCAUCGGCCAAGGGUAUUACGAUCGGGUCUGGCGCGUCGAAUCGGUUUUGCAUCGCGUCGGAUGCGUCUGUGGACCUUCACCACGCGACGCUCGAGCACACGGCGGUACAUGGCAUCUGGGUCUACGUGGACCACAGCCGCCAUGGCUCGUACGAUCGAGACGCGUGCCAUGUGCAUCGGUCCGCGGCGAUCGUGGGCGAUGGCGACACAUUCAUGCUUGGCGCAACCCAAGUGCAGAUCCAUUUUUACACAUCUGUGCCGAGCACCUCGCAGCAAUCCCAUCACGGGCUGCAGCAUCUGGUCACGGCGCCGUCGCGGGCGAUCGCGCCGCCCGACUACACCAACUCGCCGCUGCCCAAGCACAAGCGGGCGCAGCACCGCCCGACCGAGUUUUCGUUCGACCCGCUGCAUUUCCAAAAGCUCCAUGCGACGUCCGUGCCGCUCGAGUAUGCUGCGUCGCCGCCCGUCGCGAAUCGCCUCCACGUCGGACCGACUGCAGCGACGAAACCAGCACCGUCCAAGCGUGACGACCUACGCAUACUAGUGUCCAAGAAGAUGGCGAACCUCAACCCCAAGCCAUCGGUGCUGCAUGCGUCACCGACGACGCCACCGCACCUCGUCGCGGGGCAUCACCACCAAAUUCCUCUGCCCCGCAAGACGAUGCCAACGUUCGCCUUGGACAUUGAACCGCUGCGAUCGGCGACACCGUCGACAUCGACGCGCGUCUCGUCAUCCAUGUAUGACGACGACGGCAUGGACGACGAUGUCUUCUCGAGCGUCGACAGCAGCGCGCCGACCGAGGUUGCCAAGUACCGCGAUUCGCUCGAGUCGCUGGGUAGUGACAACCAAAGCAGCAGAAGCAGCAGUGACGAAGACGACGCCAUGGCGCCGCGGUCCAAUGACCACUACACACCCAACAUUCCUCCCCGGCGUGUAAUUGACGGCGACGACCUUGAGACGCAGCAUCGUUUGAUCGCCUCGCUUCGGCUCAAGCGCGUCCAGCCCAAGAUCCAGACGUCGCCGCAAGCACUGCUCUCGCCGUACAAGACGGCCAAGUCCCUGCGCCACGACCCGCUCCAAUUUUACAUGGAGUCGCCGCGCGAAGCGUCGUCGUACUUUGACUAUAAGGAGCACUAGGGCCAUCGACGGCCGCCACCAUUGUACAGCGGCUUGUCGCGGACGUCGCUUCCUGCAUCCCGGCAGAGACGGGCGGUUUUGUCAUGAAAUUUGCGUACCUACUAUUUGUCAACAAAAAGGAAUGACAUGUUUGUUUGCUCCUGCC
This is a messenger RNA of Saprolegnia diclina VS20, 1438 nucleotides long. RefSeq lists its product as hypothetical. NCBI's taxonomy places the organism in Eukaryota, Oomycota, Saprolegniomycetes, Saprolegniales, Saprolegniaceae. The record is from RefSeq and is a predicted model, not a curated record. The transcript is spliced from 4 exons. Bases 22 to 1293 code for a protein of 423 amino acids. Gene Ontology annotation, molecular function: protein binding.